Molecule: messenger RNA, 1487 nt
Organism: Oryctolagus cuniculus (rabbit)
Lineage: Eukaryota; Metazoa; Chordata; Mammalia; Lagomorpha; Leporidae
Source: RefSeq, a predicted model, not a curated record
GCGGAGGCGGCCAGGGGAGGGAGCGCUGCCUCAGGCCGGGUCCUGGCUCGCUGCGGCCGGCCUGGCAAGGCAGGCGACUCGUUCCCGCCCCCGCGGACCAUACCCCUCGGUCACCUCUUCCCUGGGCUCGGCCGAUCCCUCCAGGACCCCCGGGAUGCAGGCCAGGGAAAUGGGGACGCCCCUGCGGGGAGCCAGCUGCCCACCCAACUCCGACCUAACCCACAUGCAGGGCCGGAGGAUGCAGCAGCCGAGGGAGGCUGGUAACAGGGGCCCGCGGGAGCGCUCCAGGAAGAGCGCGCCGGGAGCGCGGCCCUCGGGGGAACGCGCGAAGGGGGCGCCCCCGACGGAGCCCCCCGGGCCCGGCUGGGAGCUUACGCUGGACAACCUGGCUGCCAUGGCCCCCGCGCAGCGCCGCCGCCACCUGCUCUUCGGCGACCUGCUGCAGGACGUGGGCCUGGCCGCAUCCAUCUUCCCUCGCGACUCGGUGGAGGCGGCGCUGCACGUGCCGGACCCGCGCGCCUGGGUCCAGCCGCUAGAGCCGCCCGGCCAGCGCCAAGACCGGCUGGUCGGCGUCCUCCAGGCGGCCGAGGCGCGCGGCCGCGUCCGCGCCCUGCGGCUGCGCUACAACCGCCUGCGGACCGAGGAGAUCUCGCUGCUCCUCCGGCGCCAGAGGUGUGCGCGCGCCGCCGUGCGGCUCGAGGCGUUCCUGCCGCCGCAGCUGAAGCCGACGCGGAUCCCCGACCCGCUGAACCGGCAAGAGCGGAGGCGCGUGGAAUCUAUCCUGGAGGACAAGGCCGACGGCGUCGUCUUCCCGCGAGCCGGCUCUCGGCCCCGCCCCUCCUUCCCGCGGAGGGGCAGGCGGGGACAGCUGCAGGAGCCCCCAGACCCUUCCCCCUGCCAAGGGCUCCCACUUGCUCUGCCUGGAGCAGAGCACGGAUCUGGAAGUAGAGGCCAACUGGGAGCUGGGACGCAGCAAGGAAUCCUGCCCGGCGGUGGCCAGGGCCCCUCCCCUGCCCGUGUGGGGACCUGGGCCCUCUGUGCCCUGCACCGGACCCUUCAUCCCUUCCCGGCUGCUUGCUGUCCUCGGCCUUCAUUCGAGCCUGGACAGUGUGCGGAGCUCCCAGAGGAGGGGAGAGGGCGGCGGGGGGGGGGGGGGGCAGCUGCUCAGCCCCUGGCAGUCGGUGGCUCCAGAAGGUCCUGGCUCCUUGGCCAAGCUCCCUGCAGUCUGGACCAGAAUUCCUUCAGGUUACGGAGUGCCUGGGACACGUUCGUCUAUUUAAUAAAAUCACUUGUUAUCCCAUCACUUCUCGGAGCUUCCAUUGCUUCCUGUUUAAAGUGAGGGUCUCAGUGCAGAGCCCCACGCCACCCCACAGUGCUCUGGGGAGAGGUCAUGGGCGCAGGCAGGCACGGAGCCCAACCCCGGGGGAAGGCUGGCAAGACAGUGGCCGAGGCGGCUGCCCGGAGGGGCCAGGUGGGCACACGAGCAC